Messenger RNA from Cyprinus carpio (common carp), 1112 nucleotides. RefSeq names its product coiled-coil domain containing 167 (gene ccdc167). Lineage: Eukaryota; Metazoa; Chordata; Actinopteri; Cypriniformes; Cyprinidae. The record is from RefSeq and is a predicted model, not a curated record.
AUGAAUCUCAUCUCACCAUAGACUGCGAGCGACAAGCAAGAGAGUGAGUGAAGUGUACGGAAGUAUUUGCCUUGCUAUUCCCAUGAAUUAAGAGCCUCAGAUCCUCCAAAAUGAGUAAAUCAAGAACCUUGAAGAAAGAGAAAAUAAGUGUGGCAAGCGAGAUUGACCGCAUCGAAGAGCGCAAAUUACACUGUAAAAACAACCUGGAGAGGGCAGAAUUCAGACAAAGAAAAGAGCAACUCUCAGACAACGACAGGCUGGCCCUGGAAGAUGAGAUGACCAUAUUGAAUGAAAGAAUACAGAAAUACGAAAAGGAGCUGCAGGUGCUGAGAGGAGAGAACAGGAAGAACAUGAUGAUGUCCGUCGCUCUGUUAGCCAUCAGUGCUCUUUUCUACUACACAUUUAUUUAUUAAGAAGUAUUUUCUGUCAUGCCAAACGCUGUCUGAGAAUGAGAUUUGGGGACGCUGAUGUUUUUUCAUCAUUUGGCAACACUGGUUUGCUCAGAGGUUGUGGAUUUGUCAGUGUCGUUUUUGCCAUAAAUACCUUAUGCCAUCAUCAUCUUGGCCUCGACAUCCUGGAUUGCCUCAACUCUAUAUUUUGUUUGCCGUGUGAAAACAAAGAGACAUUAGAUGCUUGUGCAUCAGAGAAAGACACGGAAUUGAGACACGUUUAUAUGAUACUCAUUGUCAAACACUUUACCCAAUAAUGACUAAAUGAUGUUUCUCUCCAGAUCACUGUUUAUUGCAUUAUAACAGGACUAACAUGCACAAAGGUGGGAGGGGCAGAGGGUGUUAUUCCAUCCAAAAAUAAAAUUUAUCAACAAAAUGUUCAGUUGAAAUAAAAAACAGCCAUCAAUAAAAUGCAAUACUGUCCCAUUAAACUGCCGUUCAUCCCUUUGAUAUCCUUGAUACUUGUAGCAAAUAGUAUUGGUAAUACACUCACUUGCAAUACAACAAAACACUAGGCAGCCAGGUAUAUUUAGUCCUAUUUUAAAUAAACAGUUCAUUGAAAAAAAUUAAAUUUGCUCACUCAACCUCAGGACUUCCAGUAUGUCAACGAGUUUGUUUCUUCAUCAGGACAGAUUUGGUAAAAUGUAACAUUACAUCACUUGC